Molecule: messenger RNA, 810 nt
Organism: Mucor mucedo
Lineage: Eukaryota; Fungi; Mucoromycota; Mucoromycetes; Mucorales; Mucoraceae
Exons: 4
Coding region: 1-810 (269 amino acids)
Biological process (GO): regulation of DNA-templated transcription
Molecular function (GO): sequence-specific DNA binding; DNA-binding transcription factor activity
Source: RefSeq, a predicted model, not a curated record
AUGAAUUGGAUAAACAAACAAAAUGAUAGAGAUAUGUCACCAUCGUCUUUUAAUCUUCAAGAAAUCAUUGAAACAUACGGAGAGAAUUCAGAGAUAUUCCAAUUGAUUCUGAUCAGUAAAGUAGAAGAAGAUCGUAGGAGAAUAGAAGAAGCUAAACUUAAGCAGAAAAAAAUUGAUUUCUUUGUAUCAAAUAAAGACAAUGCGAAGAAAAAAAUCAAACGUAAUGACAAUAAACCGCGAGUCUUAGGUUUAUCUCGGGAAGAAUUUUACAAGGACGUUGAUCAUUCUUCCUCGACCGCAUACUCCGUUAAACAAAAUGAAACAACAUUACUGCAACCAAAAAGACACAAAAGCCUAACUCAGCUCUUCUCUCCAAGUUCAUUAGCUAUUUGCUCACCUCUUCAGGACAAAUCGGUAGACUCUCACAACUUUCAGCAAGAACUUCAAAGUUCUGUUGCACUACCAAUAAAUCGUAGAAACUCCGUUGACGGAAGCUCUAAUAGAGCGUCAGAUACUUUGCCGCCAAUUGCCAGUGUAACAACCCGGAGAAGAAGAGAGAUGCAACCAAUUACUAUGAUAAUAGAAACAAAAGAGUUUCCUUACAAUGAUGACUAUGUUUGGAAAAAUAAUGGAAAUACUACGCACAAAAGUACAGGCCAAAAGAGCAUCUAUUAUAAAUGCUCCAACAGCAACGCAGGGUGCUCUGUAAAUAAAACUGUAUCUUUUCGAUCCAAUGGCGAAUAUCUAAUCAAGUACAGAGGUUUUCACUUGCAUGAGUGCUGUAAAAUAAAACGUGUGAUGGCAAUGUAG